AUGUUUCCAUUCACUUUCAGAGAGCUGAAUGUGCUGAAAGAGGAAAAGUUCAGCUUGGUGGAACUUGUUCAUUACUUCUUUACUGAAACCAAAGAAGCAGGAAUCUGCAGCUUUGAAGACUUCCAGGUUGUGUUCAUCUUUGAUGGUCUGGAUGAGUGUCGACUUCCUCUGGACUUCCACAAAACUACAAUAUUAACUGACACUAGAGAGCCCACAUCCGUGGACGUGCUGCUGAUAAACCUCAUCAGGGGGAAACUGCUUCCCUCUGCUCACCUCUGGAUAACCACACGACCUGCAGCAGCCAAUCAGAUCCCACCUGACUGUGUUCACAGGGUGACAGAGGUGAGAGGGUUCACUGACUCACAGAACGAAGAGUAUUUCAGGAAGAGAUUCAGAGAUGAGGAGCAGGCCAGAAGAAUCCUUUCUCAUGUCAAGACCUCACAAAGCCUCCACAUCAUGUGUCACAUCCCAGUCUUCUGCUGGAUCACUGCUACAGUUUUGGAGAAUGUGCUGAAAACCAGAGAGGGAGGGCGGCUACCCAAGAACCUGACUGAGAUGUACAUCCACUUUCUGGUGGUUCAGGCCAAAGUGAAGAAGGUCAGAUUUGAUGGAGGGAGUCAGAUAGAUUCACACUGGAUUCCAGAGAGCAGGAUGAUGAUUGAGUCACUGGGAAAACUGGCUUUUGAUCAUCUGCAGAAAGGAAACCUGAUCUUCUAUGAAUCAGACCUGAAAGAGUGCGGCAUCGAUAUCAGAGCAGCCAUAGUGUUCGCAGGAGUGUUCACACAGAUCUUUAAAGAGGAGAGAGGACUGUACCAGGACAAGGUGUUCUCCUUUAUUCAUUUGAGUGUUCAGGAGUUUCUGGCUGCUCUUUAUGUCCAUCUGACCUUCAUCAACUCCGGAGUCAAUCUGCUGGAAGAGCAACAAACCACCUCCCAGAAGUCAGAAACAACAGAAUCUUCAGCGUCUCACUUCUACCAGAGUGCUGUUGACAAGGCCUUACAGAGUCCAAACGGACACCUGGACUUGUUCCUCCGCUUCCUCCUGGGUCUUUCAAUGCAGACCAGUCAGACUCUCCUACAAGGUUUGCAGACACGUACAGAAGGUAGUUCACUGAACAAUCAGGAAACUGUCCAGUACAUCAAGAAGAAGCUCAGUGAGAAUCUGUCAGGAGAGAAAAGCAUCAAUCUGUUUCACUGUCUGAAUGAAGUGAAUGAUCGUUCUCUAGUGGAGGAGGUCCAGCGGUACAUGAGUUUAGGACGUUUCUCCAUACGUAAUUAUUCCCCUGCUCAGUGGUCAGCUCUGGUCUUAAUCUUCGUCUCAUCAAAAAAAGAUGUAGACCCAAAGACAUUUUCUUCAGAGAAGGCUCUUCUGGAGCUGCUGCCAGAGGUCAAUGCCUCUAAUAAAUCUCUACUGAGUCUCUGUAACCUGUCAGAGGCAAACUGUGAAGCUCUGUCCUCAGUCCUCAGCUCCCAGUCCUCCAAUCUCAUAGACCUGGGCCUGAGUAACAGAAACCUGCAGGAUUCAGGAGAGGAGCCUCUGUCUGAUGGACUGAAGAGUCCACACUGUAAAACUCUCAGAGUGAUGGGCUGUAACCUCUCAGAGAGAAGCUUUGAAGCUUUGUCCUCGGUUCUUAGUUCUCAGUCCUCUAGUUUGGGAGAGCUGGACCUGAGUAACUCCAAUCUCACAGGAGCGAAGCGUCUUUGUGAUGGACUGAAGAGUCCAAACUGUAAACUCAAUACUCUUAGACUGAGUCACUGUAGCCUCUCAAAUGGAAAUUGUGAAGCUCUGUCCUCAGUUCUCAGCUCCCAGUCCUGCAGUCUGAAAGAGCUGGACCUGAGUAACUCUGACCUGAAGGAUUCACAAGUGAAGCUCCUGUCUGAUGGAUUAAAGAGUGCAAACUUUAAACUGGAAACUCUCAGGAAACAAACACUAGCCAAACACACGGUUCGUCCUGGUGGUCAGGCGUCGGUCAUCCAGAUUCCAGAGGUGCUGUAA
Molecule: messenger RNA, 1995 nt
Organism: Pundamilia nyererei
Lineage: Eukaryota; Metazoa; Chordata; Actinopteri; Cichliformes; Cichlidae
Product: protein NLRC3-like
Exons: 5
Coding region: 1-1995 (664 amino acids)
Source: RefSeq, a predicted model, not a curated record